AUGCAGAGAUCUGCUGGACUGGAGCUCCGAAGAGGCAGAGGAGACGGCGGCCGGCGGCCGGUGUACGGGACACUGGCGGACACCGGAGCAGGCGGCGCGCCGGGCGGCAGCCAGCGCCGCCCAAGAGCCAGGAGCGGGGAGCGCGGCGUGGAGGUGCCAGCGGGCGCGGGCGCGACGAGGCUGGAGCCCCUGUGGCGAGCCGAGCCGAGCGCAGCGGGGACGGGGACCCAGGGCCGCGGCGGCGGCGGCGGCGGCGGCGGCGGGAGGACGAUGGCAGUGCCCGCCGGGGCCGAGGCAGUGAUUGCAGCCCCAGCCCGCAGGCGCUGGCUGUGGUCGGUGCUGGCGGCGGCGCUCGGGCUGUUGACCACGGGCACAUCGGCCUUGGAGGUAUAUACCCCAAAAGAAAUCUUCGUGGCAAAUGGGACACAAGGGAAGCUGACUUGCAAGUUCAAGUCUACUAAUACCACCGGCACGUUGACCUCAGUCUCCUGGAGCUUCCAGCCAGAGGGGACCGACACCACUGUGUCGUUUUUCCACUACUCGCAAGGGCAGGUGUAUCCUGGGAAUUACCCACCGUUUAAGGACAGAAUCAGCUGGGCUGGAGACCUCGACAAGAAAGAUGCGUCAAUCAACAUAGAAAAUAUGCAGUUUAUACACAACGGCACCUAUAUUUGUGAUGUCAAGAACCCUCCUGACAUUGUUGUCCAGCCAGGACACAUUAGGCUCUAUGUUGUAGAGAAAGAGAUCUUGCCCGUGUUUCCAGUUUGGGUGGUGGUGGGUAUAGUUACUGCCGUGGUCCUAGGGCUCACUCUGCUCAUCAGCAUGAUCCUGGCUGUCCUCUAUAGAAGGAGAAACUCUAAACGAGACUACACUGGCUGCAGUACAUCAGAGAGUGUCUCACCGGUUAAGCAGGCUCCCCGGAAGUCCCCCUGCGACACAGAGGGUCUAGUAAAGAGCCUGCCUUCUGGAUCUCACCAGGGCCCAGUCAUAUAUGCGCAGUUAGACCACUCUGGCGGACAUCACAGUGACAAGAUUAACAAGUCAGAGUCUGUGGUGUAUGCGGACAUCCGGAAAAAUUGAGAGAAGACCCAGAACGUGUCCUAAGCAAGAAGCAGAUCCAAACUGGACUCUUACGCAGCAAGUGUAGCCCGUGACCACGUGUGGCCUUGGAGACCUGGGCAAGGACGAGCACACGUGUAUUCACGGAGGGAGGAAAAGACGUGUAUAGACGAUAUGCGUGACUAUUCUAUUUAAUCCGAUGUGGGGAGCCAGUGUUGCAUGAUGAAAAGAUGCUAUGACUCUACGUGUAUAUAAA
Molecule: messenger RNA, 1315 nt
Organism: Lynx canadensis (Canada lynx)
Lineage: Eukaryota; Metazoa; Chordata; Mammalia; Carnivora; Felidae
Gene: MPZL1
Product: myelin protein zero like 1
Exons: 7
Coding region: 1-1080 (359 amino acids)
Cellular component (GO): cell surface; focal adhesion; membrane
Source: RefSeq, a predicted model, not a curated record